AUGACAGCAGACAUUAAAGAACUCGAUGCGCAUGAGCAACCGCCGGACGAACUCAAGGCCAAGUGGAAAAGUUUCUCGAGAAUUGACCAAAAGGACUUGGUCGACAGCAGAGACAUUGACGAUCUUCAAUCUGCAGACAGUACAGCCGAGUUCCGUCUUGCGGGCACCAUUCCCGUUGAGACACUGAACCGGUCAUUCCGCCAUGUCUGCCCCGGCAACACACCUGAAUUCCAAGCCUCCAAGGACGCUCCGAUAUACUACCAUCCUCUCCUGCCAGGUCUACUCAUUGUUCCCUCGGUAGUACCUCCCGAGGUUCAAAAGACCCUCCUGAGACGCCUUAUCCACAGGGAUCUCAGCCAGCCAGCCCACCAAACCAACAUCCACCUCCACUUCAACCUCCCCUACCCACAUGCCGAACAGAACGGGGGCGACACAUCUUUCUUCUCUUACCCGCCCUCCUCCCCUGUCGUGUUCGCCCCCAAGGACCCUGAUGUUCACAAGCCCCUGUCUAUCCGACAAGUCCUCGAGCGCAAACUGCACUGGGUGACGCUGGGCGGCCAGUACGACUGGACAAAUCGCAUCUACCCCUCGGGCGAGCGGCCCCCGGACUUUCCGCCGGACAUCGCCGCCUUCUUGGAAACUCUUUUCCCGGAGACCCUGGCGCAGGCGGCCAUCGUCAACUUCUAUACCCCCGGCGACACCAUGAUGAUGCACCGCGACGUGUCUGAGGAGACGGACAAGGGCCUGGUGAGCCUCAGUUUUGGGUGCGACUCGCUGUUUAUGAUCGCGCCGAAUGACGUGGGAAACAUGGCGGAGGAGGAGGAAGGGAACGGCGCGGCAGGAGGGAAGAAGAAGGAGUACCUCCUGCUGAGGCUGCGGUCGGGCGAUGCCAUCUACAUGACCAAGGAGUCGCGGUUUGCUUGGCAUGGUGUGCCCAAGGUGUUGAAGGGGACUUGUCCCGAGUAUCUGCAGGACUGGCCGGCCGAGGACGGCAAGUACGAGGAGUGGCGGGGGUGGAUGGAGAACAAGAGAAUCAACCUCAACGUGCGGCAGAUGAGGGACUGA
Messenger RNA from Canariomyces notabilis, 1065 nucleotides. RefSeq lists its product as uncharacterized. Gene Ontology annotation, cellular component: nucleus; cytoplasm. Lineage: Eukaryota; Fungi; Ascomycota; Sordariomycetes; Sordariales; Chaetomiaceae. The coding region runs from base 1 to 1065 and encodes 354 amino acids. The transcript has 2 exons. The record is from RefSeq and is a predicted model, not a curated record.